GGGAGACGUCGCUUCUGAUGCGAAAGAAAAAAAAACUGUUUAUAUUAGAAUUUCAUUCUAUUUCGGUCAGCUUUUGUGAGUUUUUAGUUCACACUGUUAUUCGUGAAUUAUCCAGCAUCGAGAAUUGCUCGGUUUUUUUUUGUAGUCAGAUUCUUUCCUACAGUUCCGAACUCGGUGAGAACCAUGCUGCCACGUUCUGUCUGGUUGCUGUCAAUCGUAUUUGUUUCGACGCAGGCCACCAUCGAAUACCAGUGCACCGCCUACCGAUCCGACACCGAAUGUAUGAUCGAGAAUGUGUUUUAUCACCCGGGUCAACAGAUCAGUUUUCCCAAUGGAUUCCGUCACUUCCGGUUCGGCAAGGCAAAAUAUAUGAGUGGCCAGGAAUCGAAUAUCACGACGUUUGAUGGUUCUCUGUACAAAGCCAUGCAUCGCCCGGAAAGUGUUGAAAUGACUAAUGUCAAAUUGAAACACGUCGUUCUACCCGAAACACUGAAAACCGGAAGUUUCGCGAGCAAUCAAAUCCAAAGCAUAGAAACUGAUGUUGAUAAAAUAUAUCAGAUCACUAUUCUGGAUUUGGAUUCGAAUUUGUUUUCCAACAUCAGCAACAUCAGUGCUCUGAUUAAUCUCGAGGUGCUCAAUUUACAAGACAAUGAAAUCUCCACCGUCGAUGAGUCCGUGUUCUUGCCGUUGAUUAAACUGAAACGAUUGUAUCUGAGUUACAACCCCAUUCAAAUGUUGCCGUGGAACAAACUGCCUCCGUCAUUGACGCAUCUGGAUUGUUACUCGUGUUCGCUUAGGGCGAUCAAUUUCACCAACUCAAGCUUUCCUUACUUGGAAUACCUGAAUUUGCAGAGGAAUUACAUACAGGAUUUAAAUGUGACACAAAUUCUCGUGGCUGCUCCUAACCUAAAGGAGGCAUACUUAGUGGAUCGUCAAACCCCGAAAGACACGGCAGCCCAAAUUGUGCAAAUACUACAGGAACGGGGCAUCACUCAUCAUUUGGUAAAAUGUUCUGCCAAGGAGCAAUACGCGGACGGAAGGUGCACCAAAAGUCAAUCGGUAACCGGCAGCGUGUGGUUGGUUAUUCUAAUUACGUCGAUUACGGUGCUGAUCGUCACACUGGUGGUGUAUUUGAUGCACUAUUGUUUACGCGAAAGUGAUCAAUCGUGAGCUUGAUUUGCUUUCGGACGCGUCGGGUGCUCCUCGAGCUAACUGUUUGUAAAAUAAUGGUUCAGUUUUCAGUGUUUGUAUGAAUAAAAUUGAAAGUUUUCAUGUCAAAUCAAAUAAGGUUUAGUAAUUAAUAGUUGCGAUUCACAUGAGACAGUAGUUCGAAAUUUUGACAAUGCUGUUGAUAAUGUGAAGGAAAAUGGUAAUGUGCAUUCA
Messenger RNA from Malaya genurostris, 1383 nucleotides. Its product is annotated as leucine-rich repeat-containing protein 15-like. The transcript has 2 exons. The coding region runs from base 184 to 1170 and encodes 328 amino acids. The record is from RefSeq and is a predicted model, not a curated record. Lineage: Eukaryota; Metazoa; Arthropoda; Insecta; Diptera; Culicidae. Gene Ontology annotation, molecular function: protein binding.